Magallana angulata is the source of this 820-nucleotide messenger RNA. RefSeq lists its product as uncharacterized. The transcript is spliced from 3 exons. NCBI's taxonomy places the organism in Eukaryota, Metazoa, Mollusca, Bivalvia, Ostreida, Ostreidae. The record is from RefSeq and is a predicted model, not a curated record. The coding region runs from base 246 to 701 and encodes 151 amino acids.
GAAGAUGGCACACUUGCCGGUCUCUAAUGGAAUUGAGUGCUUUGACUUUGCUUCCGUGAAAGGAAAACAAUGUCCAAAACUACCGAUGGGUGCUAAAAAGUGCAGCCAUUAGCUAACACUGUCCCCUUAAUGUCCCCCCUGGAAAACAGUGAAAGUUGAUAUGAAAUUUUCUCAUAUGUUGUCAAACUAACUUCUGUCAAAACUAAUGUAGAGCGCAUUGUUACCUCGAGGAGAUUUCUGAUAACAUGAGAAUGGUUGUCGCAGGGAUACUUUUAUUUUACAUCUGCGGAUCGGUUGCCAUGGUAACCACUCCGACCGGAAACCGAUGUUUUACUUGUUCAUUCACCGUGAACAAGCCAUGGAUGAAGACGGAAUGUGUGAACAAUACGGAACAAAUAUCCAUUCACGACGACUCCCGACCCUGCAAAAACUACUGCUACACAGAGGAACGGUUCAAUAUACGCACAAAACAAGUAGAUUCAGUAUUUCGGUCCUGCCGAGACUAUCCCAAAAAUGGAUGUUCCGAAAAUGACGGGUUUGUCACGUGCACGUAUUCCUGCAUGGGCAGCUUAUGUAACAACAUCUCUGUGGGUACAGACCAUGUGACAUUUUGUGAUAACUUCGACUGUUCCAAGGCGGCCACACAAAACCUAUCAAUUCUUGUUGUGAUUUACUGUGUGUUUGCAAGUCUUUUAGGAUGAUUUUCAGUUUCUGUCCUGGUCUCACUGCAUUUUUCAUAUGUAAAGUCUCAUAGUUGUGUUAUUUAUUUGUAAAUGUUACACAAUGUACAUUUUUAAAGUAAAUGAUUGAAAACAAUGAA